Messenger RNA from Rotaria socialis, 1401 nucleotides. The record is from the annotation of a GenBank genome assembly. NCBI's taxonomy places the organism in Eukaryota, Metazoa, Rotifera, Eurotatoria, Philodinida, Philodinidae.
AUGUCGCUCAUUCAACUGAGACAAAGUCGACUUAUGCUUACUUUGAUCGUGUUUAUUUCAAUUAACUUUGGUUAUUCUCAAGUAGUCAUAUCAAAUUUUCGUCCAUCAAAUGUUGAAAUAGUACCCAGUGUCGUAGUUAUAGAUUCGACUAGUAGUACUAAUUUCAUAUGUGUUGAUCAUGAAUCACACCAUAAGCCAUUGACAGUAAAUUUAUCAAAAAUAAUUCCGCCUAGUGAAAUGAAAAUCACUACUAAUCAAUUAAAUAAAACCGCAAUUAAUAUUCAACUUGAGAUGAAAAAUUACGUUGGAAUUUUCCACUUAUUAUGCUACAACGAUGGUGAAAAGAGUAAAGGCACUCGUGCCGAUAUUAUUGUCAAAGCUUCACCUGGCGUAUUUCAACUGGCCGAACGAUGUCGAGUCUAUGAUAGACAGUAUAUAAAAUGCUUGAUUCGAGCACCAACAAUAGCACGUGCCAUUCAAAAUGAUUACCCACCUAAAUUCGAAUUUCAUGAAAUCAGCCAAUCGCCUGAUCAUACGACUUACAUAUCAAGAGUUGAAUUCUUAAAAAAUGAAAGUACAAGCGAACAUUUAGUAUUUAAAUGGAAGCCAACUGUAGAUGGAGAAUUCCCAGAUCGAGUUCAGAUGCACAUGAAAGCUAUGUUACCUCAUUUUGAUGAGUCGUCUUAUUAUUUUGAUAUGACACCGAUUUUUCGAAUAACGCCAAAAUUCACUGUACAAUCAGAAUCGUCAACUGGAAUUCGAAUUAACGUUACACCUACGGAUCCGCCAGCAUUGUGUGAAAAAAGUAUUCUGCCAAAACUAAGCAUGGCUCUCAAUUAUACAUGGACAUUAAUCGAUUCAAAUCGUAAUACAAUUCUAGACGAUAAUCUUUUAUCUGAUUCGACCUAUCGAGUAUGUAUGAAAUGUCGGCAAACUUACAGUGAUCCAGAUGGUAAUCCAGUAUGUCAGGAAAUCACAACAUUGAGUAAACUAAGUGUUCUUUCUGAUCGAUAUUAUUUAAUCUUUAUAACCAUCAUUCUGAUCUUAAUUUUAUUCAUUAUUUUUGGUCUUGGAUUUCAUUUUUGGCAAAGUCGAAAAAAACCGCAAGAUGAACACGUGGUUACUCAACAAAUACAUACAAUGGGACCAUUAAAUUCGUAUGUUCUUGCUUCACCGAACCCAAUACCAAAUACUCCAAGAAGGAAGAAAGAUUCAGAAUCAUUAUUAAACUCUGAUGAUACCGAUUCGGACAAUGAAGAUCCAGUAAUUGGCAAUAGUAAUGAUCAGUAUAUUCAUAUUGCAUCAAUAGAAGAUUUUUCAGAAAUGUCCUCUCCACCGAAGAUUUUAUUUCCAUGCGAAAAUGAAUUUAUUUUGAGCAAAAACUGUACAAUACAAAAGUAG